AUGGCAAAUGCAUCACAACCCCUGCUGCCGGCAAUGAACUACCCGCAGCUACGCCGCACCUCUACUGCUAUCCGUGUCGUGCAAGAAGAGUUCAACAUCCAAUCACCACAGCGUAAGAUAAUUUUACGUCACCUCAAAGAAGCACUGCUAGGACAAGAAGUACCAGCUCCAUUCUGGGCUGUCAUUCAACUAUGUGACCUCUCAAAGCUUGAAUACCUCGUACAGCUUGCCCACCUGUCACUGAAGAUCAUGGAUAUCAUCGCCGACCUCACGUGCAGCCUACCCUAUAAAUGGACGCAAAGGCCAUCCCCUUUUCGUGAUGUAUCGAUGGCGGCUUUUACCACGGACCCCCAGCAUCCUACCAGUGGACGUUCCAUUGCGAGAUGGAGACCUAUUCCGCCGGGAUCAAAGUACGACGCAAGACAACGCGAUCAAUACAAAUGUGUCAUCACCGGCGCUCGCCAAGUCUACCACAGUACCACGAUCUUUCCCACUGCCGCCAGCACUUCAAGCUUACAUGACGACGUGGACUUCCCCAGCCUUUGGAGGUUUGUUGAUAUUUUCUGGGGAAAAAGUACAGCUGAGCGCUGGCGAAAGGCGGUUUUCAGCAACCGCAAGGACGCUCAGCUUCCUGUCGAUGAUUGUUCGAAUUUGAUCUGUCUCCGAGAUGAUAUUCGAUCUGCUUGGUCGAAGGGUUUGUUGGCGUUACGUCCCUUCUGGAAGUCGGACGAUAAUACCAAAUUGGACAUUGAGUUUUAUUGGCAGCCAAAGAACGAUCACAAACCAUAUGACUUGAUUGAUGUGGUGAAAGAGCCAAUCUCUUCGAAGGAUGCGGAGUCCGUUGAACAGCUGAAUGUGGUGGUGCCGCAGAGGGGCGGACGCAAGUACAAGGAUAAAGACAAGGACAGUGAGGGAGAUUCACCUAAUGUGCUUAGCCCCAUCAAGUCUGGAUAUCGCUUCAGAAUGACAACGGAUGACCCCGUUGCCCGACCGCUGCCGAAUUUUGACCUGCUGGACAUGCAAUGGCAUUUCAGUCGGAUGGUUGCGUUUUCUAAUGCUGCUGCUAUUUUCCCACAUGAUGACCACGACGAUGACGAAGACGAAGACGACGACGAGGACGCCAAGACAGCCAGGCCUGAUUACCACAAGCACAGGGGGCUAAGGAUCUACCUGGAACCCCCUGACAUUGUGGGUUGGGUUGAGGAAUCGUCUACUUUUUCGUCUAGUCAUUCUAAUCUAGAUUACGACGAUGUCGUUGAAAACGACUGCUCCGCCGCGGAUUACAUUGAGACAGACUACAUUGAGGACAUUGACGCAUCGAUGAUCGGUCCUAUGCCUGGGGCUGAAGCCGGAGGGGUGCAAAGUGGUAGUCAGAGGUCAGUCAGUUCGGGCAGCCUGGGCAGCCUGGACGAUUCGGUUCGAGCAUUUGGCCAUCUAUCCAUUGACUUGUGA
Penicillium soppii is the source of this 1452-nucleotide messenger RNA. RefSeq lists its product as uncharacterized. The transcript has a single exon. NCBI's taxonomy places the organism in Eukaryota, Fungi, Ascomycota, Eurotiomycetes, Eurotiales, Aspergillaceae. The coding region runs from base 1 to 1452 and encodes 483 amino acids. The record is from RefSeq and is a predicted model, not a curated record.